CCACGCCUACCCUAACGCCCACAAACCGCACAAAACUGCCACGCCCGGUGAAAAUUAUCUGAAAGAGAAUGGAUUUAAAUCGGCAUUAUAUUAUAAUAAUAUUAUUAAUAUUAUAAUAUUAUAAAAAGUGGUAAAAUGUACUUGUUUGUUUGAAACCGAAUGGCACGAUCUUCAUAAAUACGAUGGAGUCAAUUAAACCAACUGUCGAGAUACAGAUACCAAUAGUGAUCAUGCGAUUAUUGUUAAACAAUUCCAUGUUCUUUCAGAAAUAGAAUCUAUUGUGCCGAUAGUCGUAGACUAUGUAUGUUAAGGAUAGAUAACAGGGUGCUAUAAAAUGACGAACGUUGCGUUCAAAUCGCAUUCGGAAUUAAUCACUCGAACAACCCACAAUGAAAGCAGCCAUAGUCCUUCUGUUUCUGGGCCUCUGCGUGGCUAUCAACGCCGACUUUGUCUGCAAUCCCGAUGGCGAUGGUGAGCCCGAUUGCGUGGGACGCUCUGGAGAUGUUUCCCGUGACUUCUGGGAUCCCACCCACUACUGGAAGUGCUCUAGCACCGGACAGGCUGAGCUCCUUGCCUGCGAGCCGCAGACUGGGUUCGAUCCCAAAACUGGAAUCUGCGUAGAUUGGAGCGUUUGGCAGUGGUAUCCGCCAUGUCCCACAACAUCCACCUAAACAAUAAACUUCUGAGCUGAAUCGCUUUUUUCAUUAACUUUCUUUUUGAUUCUAAAGAUAUGGAUGAGGUCUUGGAUAUUUCGGAUUCGAAAGUUACU
Messenger RNA from Drosophila teissieri, 769 nucleotides. RefSeq lists its product as uncharacterized. The transcript has 2 exons. Lineage: Eukaryota; Metazoa; Arthropoda; Insecta; Diptera; Drosophilidae. The record is from RefSeq and is a predicted model, not a curated record. Bases 390 to 671 code for a protein of 93 amino acids. Gene Ontology annotation, molecular function: chitin binding.